CGGCUUGGCGGCGGUACCAUGGGAGGCCCCGGGGGAAAGAUCAACCGUCCCCGCACGGUGACUGUGGAACUGAAGAAGAAGCUGUUCAAGCGCCGGCGGGUGUUGAAUCGGGAGCGGCGACUGAAGCACCAGGUGGUUGGGGCUGUGAUAGACGCAGGGCUGAUCACAAGGCACCAUCUCAAGAAGCGGGCGUCCAGUGCACGUGCCAACAUUACUUUGUCAGGGAAGAAGCGCAGGAAACUCCUUCAGCAGAUCCGCCUUACGCAGAAAGAGAAGGCAGCCAUGGAAGUGGAAGCUCCUUCAAAGCCAGCCAGGACUAGUGAAGCACAACCCAAACAGCAAAAGAAGACAAAAGCCCACCAGGACAUAGACAUGAAGGACCUUGAAGAUGAGAGCUAAAGUUCUUACCUCUUCUACCAGAAGUUUCUCAGCUGGAGCCAUAAGAAUUCCAGAGGUUGUUUCAGAGGACUUUGGAGAAAGCAUUACCCCUUUUCAGUUCUCCCCAGAUUCCUCUUCUAUAAUGGCCUACUGACCUUCCCUGUAGGGAUGUAUAAUGAGGAAAAAGGAUACAGAAGAAAAUUGGGGAGGGGCCUGUCUGGCGGUCAAUAUUUGUAAUAAAGCCCUAGAGCUCUGACUGA
Molecule: messenger RNA, 638 nt
Organism: Otolemur garnettii (small-eared galago)
Lineage: Eukaryota; Metazoa; Chordata; Mammalia; Primates; Galagidae
Gene: CUNH11orf98
Product: chromosome unknown C11orf98 homolog
Exons: 4
Coding region: 19-399 (126 amino acids)
Source: RefSeq, a predicted model, not a curated record